AUGGCCGCGGCCAUCGCCAGCGGCUUGAUCCGCCAGAAGCGGCAAGCGAGGGAGCAGCACUGGGACCGGCCCUCGGCCAGCAGGAGGCGGAGCAGCCCCAGUAAGAACCGGGGGCUCUGCAAUGGCAACCUGGUGGAUAUUUUCUCCAAGGUCCGCAUCUUCGGGCUGAAGAAGAGAAGGUUGCGGCGCCAAGAUCCCCAGCUCAAGGGUAUAGUGACCAGGUUAUAUUGCAGGCAAGGCUACUACUUGCAAAUGCACCCCGAUGGAACUCUCGAUGGAACCAAGGAUGACAGCAGUAAUUCUACUCUGUUCAACCUUAUACCAGUGGGACUACGAGUUGUCGCUAUCCAGGGUGUAAAGACAGGGUUGUAUAUAGCCCUAAAUGGAGAAGGUUUCCUCUACACAUCAGAACUUUUUACACCGGAGUGCAAGUUUAAGGAGUCCGUUUAUGAAAAUUAUUAUGUAAUCUACUCAUCCAUGCUCUACAGACAACAAGAGUCGGGUAGGGCCUGGUUCCUGGGGCUUAAUAAGGAAGGGCAGGUCAUGAAAGGAAACAGAGUGAAGAAAACAAAACCAGCAGCUCAUUUUCUACCCAAGCCAUUGGAAGUUGCCAUGUAUCGAGAACCAUCCUUGCAUGAUGUUGGAGAAACAGUGCCAAAGGCUGGGGUAACUCCAAGCAAAAGCACAAGUGCAUCUGCAAUAAUGAAUGGAGGCAAACCAGUUAACAAGAAGGAUGGCAAUGAUGAACUGCAUGUAGUAGGCUAUGCGUAUCAAGAACUGUUGAGGUGAGAGUGUGCCUGCGGAUCUGGGUUUGAAGGACGCAGCAGGUGAAAUGCAACCU
This is a messenger RNA of Mauremys mutica (yellowpond turtle), 841 nucleotides long. RefSeq names its product fibroblast growth factor 14 (gene FGF14). Gene Ontology annotation, biological process: cell differentiation; fibroblast growth factor receptor signaling pathway; positive regulation of gene expression. Gene Ontology annotation, cellular component: cytoplasm. Lineage: Eukaryota; Metazoa; Chordata; Testudines; Geoemydidae. The record is from RefSeq and is a predicted model, not a curated record. Gene Ontology annotation, molecular function: growth factor activity; fibroblast growth factor receptor binding. The transcript has 7 exons. The coding region runs from base 1 to 789 and encodes 262 amino acids.